GGCAACUUUCACACUGCAAAUUAAUAAUUUUCUAAUAACACUUCACACGUGAAUUAUUCCAUUUUGCCAUUUUGCCAUUUUGCUUCAUCAAAUCUUCCUCUUCUCUCUCUCUCUCCCUCUCGAAAUGCUUCAAUUGUAUAUAUACAUUUCCAUUUUCUUUCUCUCUCUGGACCCCUCUCUCUCAUCUAUAAACAAAUAUACGGAGAAGGCAGCCCCUCAUCAUAAGGUCACCACAAAUUCGGCGAAUAUGUGGACGCUUGAAUCGGUAAGAGAGAGUCUGAUCCGACAAGAGGAUACCAUCAUUUUCAGUCUCAUAGAGAGAGCUAAAUACCCAACUAAUUCUCCCGCAUACCACCAACGUUCGGACGGAAUUUCGGGUUCUUUGGUUGAAUACAUUGUUAAGCAAACAGAGGCUCUUCAAGCCAAGGUUGGUAGAUAUGAAAGCCCAGAAGAAAAUCCCUUCUUCCCAGAUAAUUUACCACCUUCGCUGCUUCCGCCUCACAACUAUCCACAUUUUUUGCAUCCCGCAGGAGCUUCAGUUAACAUAAAUAAGACGAUAUGGGAUAUGUAUUUCAAGCAACUGCUUCCACUCUUUGCUGCCGAGGGCGAUGAUGGCAACUAUGUGCCCACUGCAGCUUCUGAUCUCCAGUGUUUGCAGGCCCUCUCUAGAAGGAUUCAUUAUGGAAAAUUUGUAGCUGAGGUUAAAUUCAAGGAUGCUCCACAAGACUAUAGCCCUGCAAUUCGUGCUCAGGACAGAGAUGCUCUAAUGAAACUGUUGACGUUCACGAAUGUUGAAGAGAUGGUGAAGAGGAGAGUUAAGAAGAAAGCCAUGGUGUUUGGGCAAGAAGUUACCCUGGACCACAAUGUCACCGACAACAAUAACAAUGGGAAGUACAAGGUUGAUCCAUCCGUAGUUUGUCGCCUCUAUGAAGAAUGGGUGAUGCCUCUCACCAAGCUUGUUCAAGUUGAGUAUCUUCUCCGUCGCCUUGAUUGAAAACUUUUGAGCUGUUUGUAUUGACAGUUGACACAGUACUGAGAGGUUUCUUCAGAUGGAAAUUCAUGCAAUGUACAACAAUAGAUCUUGUGAUUCUUGAUAUUUUUAAAUUUAGAAUAAUUUUUUUUUAAGCUA
Molecule: messenger RNA, 1129 nt
Organism: Cornus florida
Lineage: Eukaryota; Viridiplantae; Streptophyta; Magnoliopsida; Cornales; Cornaceae
Product: chorismate mutase 2
Exons: 5
Coding region: 125-994 (289 amino acids)
Biological process (GO): chorismate metabolic process; aromatic amino acid biosynthetic process
Cellular component (GO): cytoplasm
Molecular function (GO): chorismate mutase activity
Source: RefSeq, a predicted model, not a curated record